Messenger RNA from Aptenodytes forsteri (emperor penguin), 3766 nucleotides. RefSeq names its product T-cell activation inhibitor, mitochondrial (gene TCAIM). Gene Ontology annotation, cellular component: mitochondrion. Bases 49 to 1545 code for a protein of 498 amino acids. Lineage: Eukaryota; Metazoa; Chordata; Aves; Sphenisciformes; Spheniscidae. The record is from RefSeq and is a predicted model, not a curated record. The transcript is spliced from 11 exons.
GUGAGUUAGUGGAUGGCUGAAAGUUAGCUUGACCAUUGAGUUGCUGAAAUGUUUUGCUGCUUGAGAGCCGUGAGAAGGUUAUGUCUGGAGAAGAUACUGUUACAAUGUAUUCUUCAGUCAAGAACUUUGUCAGGAGCUGAUGCCAUCAAUGCUCUCAGACCUUUCUAUUUUGCUGUGCAUCCAGAUUUCUUUGGCCAGCAUCCCAAAGAGAGGGAAGUAAAUGAAAACUCUCUGAAGAGGUUAAAUGGCUACUUGGAGAAUCUACAGAAACCAGGAUUUCGCUCCUUUAAGCCAACUCAGCUUACUUUUUAUGUAAGAGAAAGAGAACGAAACUCUUCUAAUGUUCAAGAAUCCUUCAGUGCUUCAGGGUUUCGAGCAGUCAGUUUUACAUUACAUACUAGGGAUCUCCUGAGCACAGUAUUAGAUAUUCUCAACUCCUGCAGUUUAUCUACGGAGCAUAUUCAAAGUUUGAAUGUGAACUCUCAGCCCCACAAGGAAGCAAGAAGCACAGUGAACAGACCUAUCAAAUGGGAUAAGACUUAUUAUUCAUUUACUGGAUUCAAGGAUCCUGAGGAGGAACUAGAACAAGCCCAGAGAGUGGAAACAACUUUAAUAUCCUGGCUAGAUGAUAAUGAAGCAAGUGCAGUAAAAAAGCUGAAAAAGAGUUUGCCGCUUAGAAAAGAAUUAGAACGUUUAAAAUUUGAACUCUCUCAUCAACUCCAGCUCUCGGAUAUCAGGUGGCAGAGAAGCUGGGGUAUUGCUCACCGCUGUAGCCAACUACACAGUCUAGGUCGCUUAGUCCAACAGAGACCUGAAGUAUUAAAGAAUGUUAAAGGACGCACAGUGGUAUUUACAGACCGUUCAGGUAUGAGUGCAGCAGGUCACAUAAUGCUCGGGACCAUGGAUGUUCACCAUCACUGGACCAAAGAAGUGUUUGUUUGUGUAUGUGCACAGAUUUUUGAGAGAUUGCCAAAUUAUUAUAAACUUCAAAAAAGGCUGCUGUUCUUGGAAGAUCGGAUAAGCCAACUUCUGGGAGGCAUACAAGUAAUAUAUAUUGAAGAACUGCAACCCCUGUUGACUCUAGAAGAGUACUAUGAGACUCUGGACUCUUUCUAUAAUAAAUUACGUGACAGUAGACUACUUUUUCAUCCUCGUAGUCUGCGAGGCUUGCAGAUGAUUCUGGAAAGUGACAGAUAUGCACCAAGCUUACAUGAAUUUGGACACUUUACGAUCCCAACGGUCUGUGAUCCAGCAACCCUUCAAUGGUUUAUUUUUGCCAAAGCGCAGGAAGCAAGAGAGAAUCUGAAAAGAAAGGAGGAGAUGAUGAUUUCGGAAAAAGAGCUAAUCGAUACUUCCACUGAAAAAUUUUCUUUGGAUCGGCUGUAUAAGGAACCAAGUGUUUCCAGUGCACAGAUGAUAGAUUGUUGUAAGCGACUGCUAGAAGAAUCGUUGCCAUACCUACAAGGCAUGCACCUUUGCAUUUCGCAUUUCUACUCUGUGCUGCAGGAUGGAGACCUCUGUAUACCUUGGAACUGGAAAAACUGAGGACAUAUCUGAUAAUCAGAUGAAUUGUUUAUUUUCUGUCUUCAGGCAGGAAGCAGCUGUCCAGUUUGACUGUAGAGGAGAUUUUAAAAAAAAAAAAAAAAAGUCUGAGGGGAAGGUGAGUAGACUCAAGCAAGAGCCUGAUGUGAUUGUGAGGACUGACGCUAAUGUCACAGAAAGAAGCGACUAGACCUGGGGACCUUCUCUUUGUGACGUAGAGAAGACGGCUAGAACUGGCUGGAGGAGGAGACGUAAGCUGGAAAGAGCCUUUAUGAAAUGGAGCAUGGGCUGUUUCCGCAAGUAAAGUGGGGCAGUGGAGACCCUGACCUGGAAUGGGGAUCGGAGUAGGCAAGGGCAGGCAAGAGGGAACGGGACUGAGUUUAAAUGUGGAAGCAGUGAAAAUAGUUGCUGUUAAAACAUUUCCAGUCUGGGAUAGAUCUGGAGAUUCUCACCGUUCCUUCUAAGGGGAAGUAGCCAAAAUCCUCUGGCAAAGUGUGUCAGCCCUCAAAGGGUGGCGUGGCAGCCUGCUUUUCUGACGGUUACCUCCAGGCUGGGGUGUUGGGUCUGCACAAUAAGCCAAAGAGUUCCAGUCUUGCUGCUAUCCCACCAGAAAGGUGGUCGGCUCAGGUGCUGUGGGGGUGGUCCUCCCCUUUUCUGUUAGGUUUUGGGUUUUGUUUUCCCGAGUUCUGAAGGAGAUGCAUGUCAAAAUCUCUAAAACUGCUCCAAAGUUGAGCAAUAUAAAAAUUAAGGUUGCGUAUAGGUCAAUAAUUCAGCAUGGUAAGGUCUGGGUUUUGACAGAGUUAUUUUGUGGUGCACCUCCUGUAAAUCGGUUUUACUGCAGAAUGGUCGAGCUAACUUUAGAAACAUAUGGGCCUCCCAACAUUUUUUAACAUCUUUAGAAAAGCAGUGGAAAGAACAAAAGGAUAAACUUAAUGUGCAUGUUAUAGGUAUAUAUUUUGACAAGUUUGACUUAUUUUGAAGACUGUCCCAAAAGUAACAGAUAUGUCCACUUAGGUAGAUGUGUAUGGGUUAAAUCUGUCAGAUUACAUUUUGCUUUCCAACAUUUUAAUGAGGUGGGGGAAAAAACAGUUUUAGAACUCUGAAAGCCUUUUGUUGCAAUGGCAGGGUGGAAAUGGACAAUGAUUUGAAACUUUUGUCUGUCUUUAAACUGCGCAGGACACCUCAAAUUCUGUUCCACAGACUGUGCUAUCAGCUCAUUGUGGAAAUAGAUUUGAAUGAAUAUUAACAUCUACUGUAGUUUUAUUCAGUACAAAAUUCCUGCUUGCUCUGUGGCCAACAACCAAAAACAUGCUUGGUAUGAAGUUUCAAAAAGUGUUCUUUUUGAAAACAAAUCCUAAUAUUUAAUUAGGUGGAGUUGAUGUCUUGCUGUUUUAAUCAUUAUUGUUUGGCUUAGAUUUGAGUUUUUCUCCUGUUUAGAAAUUUGCAACAAACAUUUGAAAGAUAAGUAAGAAUCUCUACCAGCGAUCAAAGACUUGAAACGCGUGCUGGUCAUCCGUCAUGAGUCAAUAAACCGCGAUGCCCAGAUCGUGUCAUUCAGCCUCUGAGAAUGGUUUGGUAUUUUAGCACAGCUGCCAGAAGGAAAUUCAAUGCUAGAUUCAAUGCUAGAAUAAGAGAGAUGGGGACUUAAGACAAAAUUUAUCACCUUAACGAGUUAUUUUGAUGCUGUUUAAUACUGUGACCUUGAGAUGCACGCAUUGGCAAACAGCAGUUUCCAUUUUGUCAGGUGUUGGCAUAACGUUUUACAGUAUCGGUUCUGUAUGAACUCCAGUGUUACAGGCUCCUGCCUGCGUUUUAACAGCUUGAUACGUGAUUUUUAUUCUUAGAGCUGUGUAUGAAAAGUGUAUGAAAUAGUGGAAAUAAUGCCCAUUUUGUCAUUGUUCUUUUGGCUCUUAACUGCUGUGAUACAGCCUCGGGGACUAACAGGCUUGUAUUUGUGCUUUGUAAGGCAUUCAAAAUGUUGAUGAUGAAUCUUGAGAAAGACUUAAAAAGGGAAAAUAUUCCAGAAGAUUAGAGCUGAGGUAUCAAAGCGUAUCCAAAAUUCAUGAGAACUUUUCAUGGAGAACAUAAAUCUCAUUUAGUUUGUCUACGUUACAGCUAAAAAAAACUUUCUGAGGAAACUGAGAUUUUAAAGCUUAUUAAUUUAAAGUUGUCUUUCUGAGAAUAUAUAUAGUAUUUGUCUGAACAGGGUUAUCUCUGUGAUCCC